Molecule: messenger RNA, 687 nt
Organism: Mercurialis annua (annual mercury)
Lineage: Eukaryota; Viridiplantae; Streptophyta; Magnoliopsida; Malpighiales; Euphorbiaceae
Exons: 2
Coding region: 1-687 (228 amino acids)
Source: RefSeq, a predicted model, not a curated record
AUGCACCUAGAAAUCUUAAUUCGAGUAUUCCUUCAUCUUCCGAGACAACUAAUAUUACACAAGAGAAGUCGUGUAGAGUUUAAUCCCAAUCAACUUGUUGUUGAUCCUGGACUUCGAAUGUGUAUUGAUGAUUAUGAUGUGGGAAUUAGAGACCAAGUUCGAAGAGAAUACUUGUUAAGGGGUACAAGGAGUGAAAGUUUUACAAGGAAAGGAUUUAGCAACUGGAAAAAAUCAUCGAAAAAUUUUAAUGACCAUGUUGGUGGAGUAGACAGUGUUCAUAAUGACGCAAGACGUAAUUGUGAGGAUUUUCAGAAUCAACGUCAAAGCAUUUCGCAUGUUUUGACUUCUCAAAGUCGUGAAAUGGAAAUUGCUUACCGAACUCGUUUGACAGCAAUGUUAGAAGUUGUUCGUCUUCUUCUUUGGCAAGGUUUAGCAUUUCGUGGUCAUGAUGAGACUCGUGAUUCUUUACAAAGGGGGAAUUUUAUUGAGAUAGUGAAAUGGUAUGAUAGGAAGGAUGAAAAGAUGAGAAAUGUCAUUGGUGAUAAUGCUCUUGGGAAUAACCAAAUGACAUCUCCCAAAAUUCAAAAAGAAUUGGUUAGUUCUUGUGCCUCACAAGUAACAUUAGCUAUGCUCACCGAACUUGGAGAUAUGAAAUUCUCCUUACUAGUGGAUGAGGCUCGUGAUUGA